Schistocerca cancellata (South American locust) is the source of this 459-nucleotide messenger RNA. RefSeq names its product sterile alpha motif domain-containing protein 1-like. The record is from RefSeq and is a predicted model, not a curated record. The transcript has 2 exons. The coding region runs from base 1 to 459 and encodes 152 amino acids. Lineage: Eukaryota; Metazoa; Arthropoda; Insecta; Orthoptera; Acrididae.
AUGCACCGCUCGCAGCGCAGCGCAGCGGACAGGCGCCGCGCGCACGCACCGUCCGCCCCCGCCGCCCCCACCGCCCCCAGGCGCGGCCGCCUCCAGCGCGCAGUGUUGCGCCGGGGCCCGCCGCGCGCGCACGCACCGCCCGCCUCUGGUGCUGCCUCCCAUACUCCGUCACGAAGCGGGCGCCGCCAACUCCCUCCGUCCUUUGGCGGCGGCGGCGUGCCGCCCGCCGUAAAUGGAACACGCCGGGUGGGCCCCGGCAGCCCGACUAAUCAAACACGGCCAAGUCCGGCGCCACGCGGCCAGCCGGGCCACCGCCAUAUUACUGCCAUCCCUACCUGCUCGCUGGACCGCGGCCCGCCCACUGAGUACACAAGAGUUGCCCUCGCAGUCUGCAGCCAGGGCCCGCCGGAACGCUCUUGCUGCCCGCCACAGUCCGCACCUCAGGUGCCGCAGUGUUGA